AUACAUCCCUCUACUCGAGUACCGGUACCACAUACAGUGUCAUCAUCUACGCGAUCACCUCAAAUUCAGAUCCAACUGUGGGAAAAGACUUACAGAGAAAAGCCGAGAAGUAGCCUUGGCGGACCCCCCUUGGCGGACCCCGCUUCAGUUGCCGUCCCUCCGCCAAGGUCUUCGUCGCAACUUUGUCAGAACCUCCCUACCGGUAUUGCAAUGCGCAAACCCCUAAAACUUGUGAGCAUCGCGAAUAUCCCCCCCUGUCUUCCAAAAAAUUCAUUGUGCAUUUGUCUCUAACACACUAGUCAUAUUACAGUUAUUCCUCCAUGGCUAUACCCAAUCUGGCCCCCUCUUCUCCGCCAAAACCAAAGCCCUCGAAAAGGUCCUUCUUAAAUCUCUCCCUCCCCAGUCCGCCCUCUACUACCCGACCGCUCCUCACCCACUCUCCCUCUCCGACCUCCCGGGAAACCCAUCCCCCGAUGCUCCCACCCCGAUCGAAAACUACGCCUGGUGGCGCCGUAACGAUGCAACUGGGGAAUACGUCGGCAUAGACGAGACCUGGACGUUCCUCUCAAACUACCUAGAUACCAACGGUCCGUUCGAUGGGGUGAUAGGAUUUUCCCAGGGGGCGGCUCUGGCAGCAAUGCUGCUCUCACUGCUGGAGCGGAACCCGAAUAGGAAGAAGCCAGAGAGUUUCACGGCGACCCAUCCACCGUUCAAUUUCGGUGUGUGUUACUCUGGCUUCAGGGCCACAGAGAAUUUCGACUACUUUUACGAGCCAAAAAUCGAGACACCAGUGUUGCAUGUUUUGGGGUCAUUAGAUACGGUCGUUGACGAGGAGAGGAGCUUGAAGCUUUCGAGGGCUUGUGUGGGCGGGGAUGAGAGGAGGGUAUAUCAUCCUGGUGGCCAUUAUUUGCCUGCCGGGAAGCAGUAUGCGAAUAUGCUCUUGGGGUAUAUUCUUGAGCAUACGAAGGCACCUGGUGAGGAGAAAAUGGGAGUAAGUGUGGACGAUAUGGAUAUCCCUUUCUAGACCUAGAGCCGGAUUCUUAGGCGGGCGGGCUGAUGAGGUAGAGAUAGAAUGAGAAUUAAAAGAUAGAGAGCGGUCCUUUGGAGUUGCUCGAUGGUUUGGCACCUUAUAGACACCGUUUUUUCGUUAUAAAAAAACAUUCAAAAGGGAAUACAAAUGGUCACAGUAGUCGAGGAGAGGAUUGGUGAUUAUACGACCCUAACUAAACCGACACUCUAAGUUACUUGAAGACGGCCCACAAUUGAAACUCACAGAUGGAAGAGGAGG
Tuber aestivum (summer truffle) is the source of this 1288-nucleotide messenger RNA. NCBI's taxonomy places the organism in Eukaryota, Fungi, Ascomycota, Pezizomycetes, Pezizales, Tuberaceae. The record is from the annotation of a GenBank genome assembly.